Molecule: messenger RNA, 4565 nt
Organism: Pelodiscus sinensis (Chinese soft-shelled turtle)
Lineage: Eukaryota; Metazoa; Chordata; Testudines; Trionychidae
Source: RefSeq, a predicted model, not a curated record
CACGGCCCCGGCCCCGGGGGCAGCGCGGGGGGCAGCAGCCAGAACAACAGCGGCAGCAAGUCCAGCAAGAAGAAGAACCAGAACAUCGGGUACAAGCUGGGGCACCGCCGGGCGCUCUUCGAGAAGCGCAAGCGGCUCAGCGACUACGCGCUCAUCUUCGGCAUGUUCGGCAUCGUGGUGAUGGUCAUCGAGACCGAGCUGUCCUGGGGCGCCUACACCAAGGAGUCGCUGUAUUCAUUAGCUCUAAAAUGCCUUAUUAGCCUCUCCACGAUUAUUCUGCUUGGUCUUAUUAUUGUAUACCACGCAAGGGAAAUUCAGUUGUUCAUGGUGGACAAUGGAGCAGAUGACUGGAGAAUAGCCAUGACUUACGAGCGUAUUUUCUUCAUCUGCUUGGAAAUACUGGUGUGUGCUAUACAUCCCAUACCUGGGAAUUAUACAUUCACAUGGACAGCCCGGCUUGCCUUCUCCUAUGCUCCAUCUACAACAACAGCUGAUGUGGAUAUUAUUUUAUCUAUACCAAUGUUCUUAAGACUGUAUCUUAUUGCCAGAGUUAUGCUUUUGCAUAGCAAACUUUUCACAGAUGCCUCAUCUAGAAGCAUUGGAGCACUAAAUAAGAUAAACUUCAAUACACGUUUUGUUAUGAAGACUUUAAUGACAAUAUGUCCGGGAACUGUACUGUUGGUUUUUAGUAUCUCAUUAUGGAUAAUUGCUGCAUGGACUGUCCGAGCUUGUGAAAGGUACCAUGAUCAGCAGGAUGUUACUAGCAACUUCCUUGGAGCCAUGUGGUUGAUUUCAAUAACUUUCCUAUCCAUUGGAUAUGGUGACAUGGUACCUAAUACAUACUGUGGGAAAGGAGUUUGUUUACUUACUGGAAUAAUGGGUGCUGGGUGCACUGCACUGGUGGUAGCUGUGGUUGCAAGGAAGUUAGAACUUACCAAAGCUGAAAAACAUGUGCAUAAUUUCAUGAUGGAUACCCAGCUAACUAAAAGAGUGAAAAAUGCAGCUGCCAAUGUACUCAGGGAAACAUGGUUAAUUUAUAAAAAUACAAAGCUGGUUAAAAAGAUAGACCAUGCAAAAGUAAGGAAACAUCAACGCAAAUUCUUGCAAGCUAUUCAUCAAGCUCGGAAAUUAAGAAGUGUAAAAAUGGAGCAAAGGAAACUGAAUGAUCAAGCAAACACUUUGGUGGACCUGGCAAAGACUCAAAACAUCAUGUACGACAUGAUUUCUGACUUAAAUGAAAGAAGUGAAGAUUUUGAGAAGAGGAUUGUUACUUUGGAAACUAAACUGGAAACCUUAAUUGGUAGCAUUCAAGCUCUCCCAGGACUGAUUAGCCAGACAAUCAGCCAACAACAGAGGGAUUUCCUUGAAGCUCAGAUACAAAAUUACGACAAGCAUGUUGCCUACAGUGCUGAGAGAUCACGAUCUUUGUCGAGACGGAGAUCCUCCUCCACAGCACCACCGACUUCGUCAGAGAGUAGCUAGAAGAGAAUAUGUUAACCACAAAAUAAAGACUUUUUGCCAUCAUAUGGUCAAUAUUUUAGCUUUUAUUGUAAAGCCCUACAGUUCUAAUCAGUGUUAUCUUGGUUCUGAUGUCAGAAUCCUGGAAACCUGAACACACAGUUUUAGGCCAAAAUGAGCGAAAACUUUUUUUUUUCUGUCAGAUGCACAGUGAAUGCACCUAUUAUUGCUAUAUAGAUUAUUCCUCCUGUAAUUUCACUAACUUUUUAUUCAUGCACUUAAAACAAACUUUACUACUACAGUAUAUAAAUAUAAUAAAAAAGUUAAUUUCUGCACAUACCUGCUUGGUCGCUUUGACUUUAACAUAUUUAAAGUUUUAUUAAGUAUUAGUUGAAGUUCAAAUUAGUUGAAGAUGAUUCUAACUAAAGAAAUGCAGAGUUUAAGCUUUAUUAGCCUCAAGAGGUGAACAUUGCUUUUCUAACCUCUCCCUUGGGGGAGAAAAAAAAUUGCUUGAUGAACAUUAUUACAGUUUUUGCAUGUAUAACCACUUGAGAGGGACAGUGUUAACCUGAAUUUUUAAAAAGUGAUUAUUUUAAAAAAAACAACAACAAUUUCUGCUACUCCCUUUAUAAAAUGUUCCAUGAUUUUUUUUUAAGUAUUUUCAUUGGAGGGGGGUUCUGCUCACCUAGCUAUGUUUAUAAAGGGCCUUUUCAGUAGUGGGGAAAAAUCCUAUAUAACUUUCUAUGCAUUGAAAUGGACUGUGCUUACUUUGUGCAUUUGCUGAAUUUUAUGAAGAGUAAAAACACAAAGAAAAAAAUUCCUUCUAAUUACUUCUGUUAUAAUCAUUUUGGGAGUGACUUGUAACUAUAGCAGACAGGUAUAUGAUUUAAUGUGAUAUAAUAUUUCCAGACAGAUUUUUUUCAAGUUGAUAGUGCCCUUUUACAUUAUUCUGCAUUUUCUGUUUCCUUUUCAAAAGUGUGUGUGUUUUUUUUGUUUUGGGGGUUUUUUUUGUUUGUUUUUUUGUAUUUGUCAUAUGUAGGUAUGAACUCCAAAGAAAAGCCUAAGUUACUGUGGCACAGUAAUAUGUCGCAUUUAGAUAAUCCCUUUGAUUUCAACUACAAAUCUAGGAAACUAACAGAGAGAAAGUGAGGUUUAACCAAAGAGUUUCUUCAUGAUGGUCAUUAAAAAGAUGUUGGAAGUUUGUGUCGGAAGCUAGUACCCACUUGAACCAUUGGGUAGUCUAUUGUUUCCUUUCAUUCACUAAUAAUGAAGUCUCGUAUUUUGAAAAGGCAUAUGUGGGCAGUUUGACUUUUCUACUGAAUAUAUCAUGAAUGGCAAUCUUAUGUAGAUUAUUUGUGCAAGGCACAAGAGUAUUACAUGUAUGGGUCUCAUUUAUAAAAACAGUAUGUAGGGGACUUUAAUUCCCUACCUUGGUAUCAUCCUUAUUGGUCAACCAAGAGAGCAUAACACCAAUGAAAUGAAGAUAAUUGGUAAGUAUAGCUAUUCCAUAUUGUCAUAAAAUACAUUUAUUAAAUAGAUCUAUAUAUGAACUUGUAUGCAUGUUGGAGAAAAUUGAGGUUGUUAUAUUAAAUAUUGAAAGUUCAACUCUACAUAAAUUAAUUUCUGGCAAACAUUUAAAAGACAUUUCUAUUCUCAUCUUAGAAACACAGACAUUUCUAGGAUGGAGCUGGCCAUGAAUACACUCAUGCUAAGAGAUAAAAUGUCACUACUUUUUACACCAGUGCACUUAGCACACAACACUGGAAAAUCCAGUCCAACUUCUAAGCAGCUUCAUUUUUGCCCAGUUAAGGACCAGGUGCUACUGUAAACAGGGGAAAAACUUGUGCAACAUACAUAGUGGUGGAUCACUAGCAUUUAUAGAAUAUGUCUUAGAAUAGACUGCAGAGUAUUUGCUACUUCUCUGAACAGAUGACUUAUGCUGGUCAGCUUGAGCCUGGCAAUAGCAAUAUAUGGUGACUUCGGGGCCAGCCUUGUCCUAUGCACUAUAACCCGCAUUAACUAUUGUACUUGCUUCAUGAUGUUAGACAGGCAUAAUUGCCAGAAUGCAUUUGUAUGACAGUUCAGGAUGUUAGCUAACAAUCUACUGUGUUUAUGAGUGGGAUUUAAGACCAAUAUUUUGUAAAUUAGUGUCUGAUUUGAAAUGACUGUUCAUGUCCCAUCUUAAGACAGUUUUGCCCUGAUUUUCAGAAAUUCUGGGCACUCACAUAUUCAACUGAAGUCUUUCUCUUCCCCAAAAUAUGAAUUCUCUUUCUCUCUCUCUCUCUCUCUCUCUCGCAAUAUUUUCAUAUAUUUCUGCCUGCCUCUGAUAACAUAUUGCAUAUUAGAACUUUUAUAUUUGAAAAAUGCUGCCUGUUAUGCUUCUAGGUUACUGUGCUCUUUAGUAUAAUCCAUAAUAAUAAUGCCUAAUUCUUAUACAGGUCAGUAGAUCUCAAACCACUGUAAAACAAGGUCAGUAUUAUUAAUCCUAUUAAUAAUGGGAGAUAUUGAGGCCAUCUAGCAGGUCAGUGAUUUAGCCAGAAAUAGGAGCCAGAUUUCCUGAAUACCAUGUCAAUGCUCUAGCCACUAGGCAACAGUGCCAUAAGAGAAACUAGUGUAAUAAGGACCUUAAACUUUUAUCUUUUAUGUGGGACACAAUAGUUUUUCAGUCAUAAACUAUAAGCUUAUGAAACUAGCUUUGUGAGGCCUCUAUAUAAUUUCCAAACAAUUAUUUUCUCAUAAGAAUGGCUAUACUGAGUUAGAUCAAAAGCCCAUCUAGCCCUAUAACUCUCUUCCAAGAGCAACCAAUGGCAGAUGCCCCGGAAGGAAUGAACAGAACAGGCGACCAUUGAGUAAUCCAUCUCCUGUGGUCUAUGUCUGGCAAAUAGAGACUAGGCACACUAGUAUGGGUUUGUGUCCUGGAGCAUCCUGACCAAUAGCCAUUGAUGGAUCUUCCUCCAUUAACUUAUUUAAUUCUUUUUUGAGCCAUAUUACAGUUUUGGCUUUCACAACAUCCCCUGGGAAAGCAUUCAACAGGUUGACCAUGUAUUUCAUAGAGUACUACCGCUUGUUUGUUUUAAACCAACUGCCUAUUAAUAUCAUUUGGUGAC